AUGGAGGAGGCUCUCGCAAAAAUCAGGCCCCAUGUGUCCUCAAAUUUGGCUCACCAGAGGACGCCUGCGAAGCUUCUGGUCGCCGUCGAAUCGACGUUGAAGGAACAGAAGGCAGAACCGACACCAACGGCUUACUUCGCCGCGCUCUUGACGACUUUGGACGGCACAAUCCAGAAGAAAGAAUUGUCGCUGAACGAUGGAGACGUACUACCAGCAGAGCUAUACCUUUUGGCCUUCAUCAUCCCAUUUGUCUCCCCGCCGGUCAUUCGUGCAAAUCUGAACACAAUUCUCUCGCUCACAGCACCCUUAUUCCCUGCUCUGGAACCUCACGCACCGGCUCUUCGUUCACAACUUGCAAUUUACCAAGGGCUUCUGAAGUCUAUCGAUAGGUCACAACUGGAAGCUCAAGGAAUACGCCAGUCAUUCGCCUCAGUCCUGCAGUUAUGUAUCGACGGUCGACCCAAAGUUCGAAGGAAGGCAGCAGAGGUCGUGAGGGACAUUAUCUCCUGUCCCCCGGCACCACUUUCGAUUCACCCUUACUCCCAGAGGGUGGCAGAAUGGGCAAUAUCUAUUCUCGCAGAGGUUUCUUCAAACCCAAUCGCCAAAUCAAAAGGAAAACAAGGUACAAACGGUGGGGAAACCGGUAUCCAUGUUCUCCAGUUCCUGAACCCAGCACUUGCCCACCUUCCCCCUUCUACUUUGCCCGUCCUCACCAAACAGCUGCUCAGCCUUCCGAGAUUAGGCAACCUGUAUCUCACCCAAGCCGCCUAUUCCCUCCUCACAGACAUCUUCGCCCUCCCCGUUGAAGAUCCUUCGAUCAGCUUCCACGACCAGUUACCCGAAGUCCUUUCAAUCCUAUUGUCUUCGACGCCAUCAAAAUCUGACCAUGUGCUUCCGUUGGCAUGGACCUCGACGGUUGGUGAAGCCAUGGUGGCCUACAGCACCGUCAACCCCGCUGGCUGUGGGUCUCACAUUGGCAAAGUUUGGAAGUCUUUGUGGGGCUUUUUGGAAUCCACGGAGACAGGAAUCCGACAGGCAACAGCCCUCGCCCUUGUCAAAGUCACAACUUGCUUCUCUGAAGACUGGGUUCUCGCCGACGUGCAGAACUCCGGGAAGUCGACUGUUCACAGGAUUGUCGCGCAAGCAACAGAUGCGUUAGACUCGAUAUCGUACUCCCGUGCCAUCCCUGAUGUCCUGACGGUCAUUGCUGCCCUUGUACAAGGCCUUCGGCACCGUGCUACGAGACAGUCUCCCUCGGCAGCGGAAACGGUGCUAUCGCCGUUGAUCAAGAAAAUAGGCGAUCUACGAACCCAAAAGACGUUCGAAUUCAAGGAAAAUGCAGAUGCAGUGCUGGGAGUCGCCAUGCACGUUCUCGGACCUGAGGUCCUCCUUAACCUACUGCCCCUCAACCUUGACCCGGCUGCUCGGCAAGCAGGCGAAGAACCCCGUGCUUUCCUUCUACCACUUCUCGGACAACCCCAUCCCUCCCCGCUGCGUCACUUUGUCACCUACUUUGUUCCUCUCAGCGAACAAAUGUUCGACUUGCAACAGAAGGCCGAAAGCGCCGGUCGUCAUUCGGAGGCCAAAGUUUGGAGUGUUCUCGUUGGGCAAGCCUGGUCUGGCCUUGUUGGUUACUGCUGGGGAACGCCCGAUCUCAAAGAGUCCCUGGACGCCACAUUCUCUCAACUUCUAUCCCAGCUGCUGUACGGCCAACCCGAACUUCGGCCCGCUAUCCUGAAGGCUCUCAGGACCUUGGUCGAUUCGAACACGGCAAUGGCGGCGGGUAACUUUGAAAAGACACCAACUGCAGUCAUCACAGCGGAGGAUGCCCAGAGAAACGUCAAGUUCCUCCAGACUCAAGCGGAAAGCUGGCUAGCAGUGCUUUUCAAUGUCUUCGGAAGUGUCGACAGAGACUCGAGGGGAAUGGUCGGUGACACUGUCACUGCCUGGGCUUCAAUCACGAGCCAGGAGGAUAUUGUUAAAGCAUACGUCAAGGUUCUCCAAUUGUACAAGACGCAUCUUGUCAAAACUCAGAAAGUCAAACCAAAUUCCGGUUCGAACGACGAUGUCAACAUGACUACGACUGCCCAAGAUAUCCUCCUCCUCAUUCUUCCCCACCUCCCCGUUGCUACCUCUCAGGAGCUAUUCGAAAUUUUCCUCAACGCUGAUACUCUUUGCAACAAGGACAACGGCAUUCAGAAACGCGGUUACAAGAUUUUGUCGAAGCUGGUUCAAGGAUCUACGUUUGACAUUCCUGUGGAAGAAGUGUUGAAGCGACUCGAUGCAUUUGUGGACGGGUUGCUCCCCGCAGCCAAAAAGGACCGAUUCAGCUUCCUCGCAGUCCUCGUCGGUCGACUUCCAUCCACCUCACUCCAUGCCAUCCCCUCGUUGAUUCCGGAAGCUGUUCUUGGUACUAAAGAGCCCUCUGAGAAAGCUCGAUUGGAAGCAUUUGAACUUAUUGUUUCCAUGGGUCGAAAGAUGAACGAGGGAGGUGUGGUUAAGCGCAGUAUGAUCGACGGUAUGGAUGAGGAUGAUGCACCCGAUGCUGUUGCGAGCAUGGAAGAAUUCAUGACCAUGAUGGCUGGUGGUUUAGCUGGUGCCAGUCCGCAUAUGAUCAGCGCAACAAUUACAGCUAUCUCGCGCCUUGUUUUCGAGUUCAAAGACACCAUUUCUACGACGAUGCACUCCGAGAUCCUCUCUACUAUCCUUGUCUUCCUAUCUUCUGCCAACCGCGAGAUUGUUAAAUCUGCUCUUGGCUUCGUCAAACUCGCCAUCCAUACUCUACCCAUCGAUAUCCUUCGAAGCCAGCUGAAGGAAAUCGUCUCAUCGCUUCUCAAUUGGUCCCAUGAUCACAAAAAUCACUUCAAGGUGAAAGUCCGACAUAUCUUUGAACGCCUUUUGAGACGGUUCGACUUCGACGAGGUGUAUGCUUGCGUCGCGGAUCAAGAGGCCGCCAAAGUGCUGGUGAACAUCAAGAAGAGGAAGGAUAGGGCCAAGAGGAAGAAAGCUGCACGAGAAGAGGAAGAGGAUGGACAUAUGCCUGCUCCCGUAUCCAAACCUGUUGCGGGCGAUGCCUUCGAGGAUGUUCUGUACGGUAGUGAAAGCGAGCUGGAGGAUGACGAAGAAGACGAAGCGCCUGCGGCGCAGACCAAGUCUUCCAAAAAGAGAGGAGAUGUAUCUCACGUGCGGUUGCGUGUGGACGACGACGAUCCAACUGACCUGCUUCAAGGAAUCUCAUCCAAAGUCACCAGUAUGUUUUUCCCCACCUUUGGUGUCGCUGUAGUUACUCACUAUCGACUAGACGCUGCGCCUGAUCGUCGCCGCAAACCUGGACAAGAUGCUUCUCGGUUCAAGACUGACGAUGAUACUGGAAAGAUGGUCAUCGACGACGAGGAUUCUGAGGACGAGGUCGCACAGACUCAUGUCGCUGCUCACGACGUCGCUGGCUCUGCUUACAAGGAGAGCUUGACAUCAGUCGAUGGCUUCAUUAGAGGCCCGAACGGCAGGAUAAAAUUCAACAAGGACACCAAAAAGAGACGAAGGCAGAAUGAAGAUGAGGACGUCGAGAUGGAGGACGCCGAUGAAGUUAUGGCACAGAGCAAAGCGAAGAAGCCUAGGAAGAAGGAUGAACCGCGGUUGGGACAUGAGUUCAAAGCCAAGAAAGCAGGCGGAGAUGUCAAGAAAAAGGGUAUGGACCCAUAUGCCUACCUUCCUCUGGGGCAAGCGGCAAAGAGAGGGAGGGGCCGAAUUGGCAUUGCUGGGAAGCGAUAG
This is a messenger RNA of Coprinopsis cinerea okayama7#130, 3771 nucleotides long. Its product is annotated as rRNA processing protein RRP12. The transcript is spliced from 10 exons. The record is from RefSeq and is a predicted model, not a curated record. Lineage: Eukaryota; Fungi; Basidiomycota; Agaricomycetes; Agaricales; Psathyrellaceae. Bases 1 to 3771 code for a protein of 1256 amino acids.